AUGGCGCCGGGAGAAGUUCACGCACAGGUCCUCCCUGAACUCAAUCCUCCAGGCUGGCCGUACGUCAACGAUGGCUUGAGUGCGGAACAGAAGGCAGCUUGGUCACAGGAGGUGUCGUCCUGGAUGGAAACUGAGAUAAAAGCCCAGAAUCCCGACGGUACACCGUUGACUGGCGGCUCGGGGGUGCUCCGAACUCCCCUCCCGCAGUUCUUUAACGGCACAGUUACCGCCUUUAACACGGCACAGCCUCCUCAGGCCAUCACUUGGAUUGGGUUCCCCGGACUUAUCGCGAAAGAAGACCCCAACGACCGGUGGCCAACCGUCGAAGGCCACCGGGAUGUCAUGGACGAGUAUUUGGAGUGGAGCACGAAUGUCGACUCCGAGGACAGGAUCCAAUACAUUGUCUUUACCUGUGAAGGAUUUGAGUACUUCAGCUUCUUGGGCAGCAAUGCGCCAGACACAUUGCUUGGCCUCUACAAGAAGGCCAAUCCUGAUUUCGCCGAUCAGAUCAAGAAGGAGGACCUGUUUAAAAAGGAUGGCCAAUAUGACCCGUACAACAAGUGGAAUGGAGUAAUCUGCAAGACCCCUGGACAUCCGGAGGAUGGCUUAACGACUGUCAACCCCGGCUGUAUUAUGCACCUCGCCCAAGUGAACAACACUCUGGGCGCCGAGAUUGACAUCGCCGCACAAGCCACCGUCCUUCGCCAGAACUCGAGCGGCGAGCUCAUCACGGAGCAGACCACGCUUUGCAACUGCUCCAAGUAUGGGAACCCAAAGCGGAACUCGGAUCCCACGAUUGGCAUCGGCGUCAACUCUCUUGCCCAGCAAGGUAGCUCCAUUUCCAUCGCCGACCCCGUGGCGAUCUACAUGCGAGACUUCAACACGGCCAACUUCCAGCUUGACGUCGAUGGAACCGGUCAGGAUCUGCAGCCCAUCCCGGACGGCACCUUCACCUGGGUGCGCGGCAACAUCGACGCGCAGAUGGGUCUCCGCCUCAGGAUCCAGAUCCCGAAAGGCACCAUGGGGACAGGCGACAAUGCCGGCCGGGAGCUCACGGUCAGCGACAUUUUUGACACCAGCACCAACAUGUACAUUCAGUACGGCGGCCAGUUUGCUGACUACAUCACCAUGGGCGUCAGCGCCGUGACUAUUAUGGGCGACCACCCUGCCCCGGCGCAGUUCUGCCCAAAGGUGCCACCUCCCUCGGACGGCGACCACCACAGGAUUGCUGCGGCGUCCCUUGCUGUGAAUCUUGGCCCCAGGAAGAUCUCGCAGGGUCUUCAUACUGUUCGGGGGUUGUAA
Messenger RNA from Chaetomium globosum CBS 148.51, 1302 nucleotides. RefSeq lists its product as uncharacterized. The record is from RefSeq and is a predicted model, not a curated record. NCBI's taxonomy places the organism in Eukaryota, Fungi, Ascomycota, Sordariomycetes, Sordariales, Chaetomiaceae. The transcript has 4 exons. Bases 1 to 1302 code for a protein of 433 amino acids.